This is a messenger RNA of Ilyonectria robusta, 1524 nucleotides long. Its product is annotated as putative cytochrome P450 oxidoreductase OrdA-like protein. The record is from RefSeq and is a predicted model, not a curated record. The coding region runs from base 1 to 1524 and encodes 507 amino acids. Gene Ontology annotation, molecular function: oxidoreductase activity, acting on paired donors, with incorporation or reduction of molecular oxygen; iron ion binding; monooxygenase activity. Lineage: Eukaryota; Fungi; Ascomycota; Sordariomycetes; Hypocreales; Nectriaceae. The transcript has 7 exons.
AUGACUGGAAGCAAAGGAACACAAGCCAAUCUGCCACCUGGCCCCAAAGGACUUCCGCUGGUUGGAAAUGUACUUGAUCUACCGAAACCUGGUGAGCUGGAAGCUCAUCAUUGGCUCAAGCACAAGGAUAUUUAUGGACCCAUUAGUUCAAUAACGGUAUUUGGCCAACACUUAAUCAUUAUUAAUGACGUCAAGAUCGCCACGGAACUUCUGGACAAAAGAGCGCUCAAGUACUCAGACAGGCCCACGCAAGUCUUUGCCGCUGACAUGAUUGGCUGGGGCGAUUCCCUCGCAUUCUCCCAAUAUGGAGAUCGUUUCCGAACGUAUCGCAAGAACAUGAGCCGCAUCAUUGGCUCCAAGUCGUCUGCAGGGCAUUACAACAAACUUCAAGAAGCUGAAGUUGGACAUUUCUUACUGCAUGUUCUCGAAAACCCGGAUGGUCUGGUAGAUCACAUCAAAAGAGAAACCGGUUCAAUCAUCUUGGAUAUAGCCUACGGCUAUCGCUCAGAGCCCUUCAAGAAUGAUCCGCUUAUCGACAUGGUUGGAAAUGUCAUGGAGCAAUUUGCCGUCGCUGCUGCACCAGGAACGUGGCUCGUGGACAUUUUCCCGUUUCUCAGACAUUUGCCAAGAUGGCUUCCUGGUACAUCGUUCAAGAGAACUGCUGAGACCAUGCGCUCCGAUCUGCAAAACGUCAUCGAUAUACCCUACGCAUUCGUUAAAGACCAACUGUCACAGGGAACACACAACACUUCAUUUUUAUCGAAUCUGCUUGAUGCUGGUGAUGAUUCGGCGGAGGAAAAACUCAGGAACAAGUGGUCAGCGACGGCGCUCUAUACCGCAGGUGCUGAUACAACUGUUUCGGCGAUUGCUUGUUUUUUCCUUGCGAUGACAUUGCAUCCAGAAGCUCAGCACAAAGCCCAGGCGGAAAUAGAUCAGGUCGUGGGUAAAAACCGUCUUCCUAACCUAUCUGAUCGUGACAGCUUGCCAUACGUCGAUGCCUUGGUUAAAGAAACCCUACGUUGGCACCCCGUUGCUCCUAUGGGAUUGCCUCAUACAAGCUCCCAGGACGAUAUGAUAGACGGUUAUGCAAUUCCCAAGGGCGCCAUGCUACUUCCUAACAUUUGGCAUUUCACACACGAUCCGGAGGUCUAUCAAGAUCCGAUGACAUUCCGACCCGAACGCUUCCUCGAGACCGAAGGUCUGAACCCAGAGACAGAUCCGCACAAAUUUGUCUUUGGCUUUGGUCGCCGAAUCUGCCCAGGACGUGUUCUCGCGGAUCAAGCAUUAUUCCUCAAUGUCUCACAAUCACUUGCUGUUUUCAAUAUUGAGGGGAGUGUGACCAAGAGAGGGAAUGCGGUUUCCCAGUUACGGUUUACACCAGGUGUCAUCAGCCGCCCGGAGCCGUUCGAGGCUUCCAUCACACCGCGAUCCUCGCAUCACGAAGACCUCAUACGCUCGAUCGAAAAGACAUUUCCGUGGAAGCAAGGAGAUGGAGAGCUGUUGAAGACGUUGGAGCGCCGAUAA